Molecule: messenger RNA, 492 nt
Organism: Argentina anserina (silverweed cinquefoil)
Lineage: Eukaryota; Viridiplantae; Streptophyta; Magnoliopsida; Rosales; Rosaceae
Product: universal stress protein PHOS32-like
Exons: 4
Coding region: 1-492 (163 amino acids)
Source: RefSeq, a predicted model, not a curated record
AUGGCGGAAAGCGCUAAGCCACUGAUGCUAGUCGCUAUCGACGACAGUGAGCACAGCUUCUAUGCAUUGGAGUGGACUCUGGACCAUUUUUUUGUUGACGGAAGCAGCCAUCUUUUCAGGCUCACCAUCAUCCACGCUAGGGCAUCUCCCUCUUCUGCUCUCGGAGUCGCCGGAGUUGGAUCUGGGGACUUCCUGAAUUCGUUGAUUUCUGAUAUGAAAAAAUCGGCUGCUAGGACAGUCGAGAAGGCCAAGGAAUAUUGCACCAAGAGAAAGGUGGAAAAUGUGCAAGUGGAAGUUAUGGAAGGUGAUCCUAGAAACGUUAUGCCCGAAGCUGUGGAUAAACACCGUGCAGCCCUUUUGGUUCUGGGCAGUCAUGGUUAUGGAGCGGUAAAGAGGGCUGUUUUGGGUAGUGUAAGCGACUUCUGUGCACAUCAUGCUAACUGUUCAGUGAUGAUUGUUAAGAGGCCAACAAACAAGCCUGCUGCCAAGUAG